GGGGCGGAGCGCGGCCCUCCCCUCUUCCUCUCGCGUUGGUUCCGCUUGCAGCGUUCUCGCCCUUGCUGCUGCCGUUCUUCGUCGGUUCUCGCGCUCGUCUCCGCUCCGGGCCGCUUGGGCGUUUUCUCUCUGCCUUAAAGUCGGGUGUCUUUUAUGAAUAAUCAAAAGCCGCAGAAGCCGACGCUAUCAGGCCAGCGUUUUAAAACUAGAAAGAGAGAUGAAAAAGAGAGGUUUGACCCUACUCAGUUCCAAGACUGUAUUAUUCAAGGUUUAACUGAAACUGGCACUGACUUGGAGGCAGUAGCAAAGUUUCUUGAUGCUUCUGGUGCAAAACUUGACUAUCGCCGCUAUGCAGAAACGCUUUUUGACAUCCUGGUGGCUGGUGGAAUGCUGGCCCCAGGUGGUACCCUGGCAGAUGACAUGACACGCACAAACGUCUGUGUCUUUGCUGCACAGGAAGACCUAGAAACCAUGCAAGCAUUUGCUCAGGUUUUUAACAAGCUAAUCAGGCGUUACAAGUAUCUGGAGAAAGGCUUUGAAGACGAAGUCAAAAAGUUGCUGCUGUUCCUGAAGGGGUUCUCAGAGUCUGAGCGGAACAAACUGGCCAUGCUGACAGGUAUUCUGCUUGCCAACGGGACGCUUAAUGCAUCAAUUCUCAACAGUCUUUACAACGAGAACUUGGUUAAAGAAGGUGUUUCUGCGGCUUUUGCAGUCAAGCUGUUCAAAUCAUGGAUAAAUGAGAAAGAUAUUAAUGCAGUCGCUGUCAGUCUUCGUAAAGUCAACAUGGAUAACAGGCUGAUGGAACUCUUCCCAGCCAACAAACAAAGUGUUGAACACUUCUCCAAGUACUUCACUGAAGCAGGACUGAAGGAACUUUCUGAGUACGUUCGGAACCAGCAGACCAUAGGAGCUCGGAAAGAGCUGCAGAAAGAACUUCAGGAGCAGAUGUCUCGGGGAGAUCCAUUCAAGGAUAUAAUCUUGUACGUGAAGGAGGAGAUGAAGAAAAACAACAUCUCAGAACAGACUGUGGUAGCCAUAAUCUGGUCAAGCGUAAUGAGUACGGUGGAAUGGAACAAAAAGGAGGAGCUGGUAGCAGAGCAAGCCAUUAAGCACUUGAAGCAAUACAGCCCUCUACUUGCUGCCUUUACUACCCAAGGUCAGUCAGAGCUGACUCUUCUGUUGAAGAUUCAGGAGUAUUGUUAUGACAAUAUUCACUUCAUGAAGGCCUUCCAGAAAAUAGUGGUGCUCUUCUAUAAAGCUGAAGUUCUGAGUGAAGAACCCAUCCUCAAGUGGUAUAAAGAUGCACAUCUUGCAAAAGGAAAGAGUGUUUUUCUGGAGCAAAUGAAAAAGUUUGUUGAAUGGCUCAAGAACGCUGAAGAAGAGUCGGAGUCUGAAGCUGAAGAGGGUGACUGACCUGUGAAACUCUGUCCUUGGCAAAGCAAACAGGAGCUGUAGAUAAGUGUCAUGUCUCAUGUGUCCUUCUGAUUCCUACAUCCUACCUCCCUGUAUCAAGCAUGAUAUAAGGGCUCUCAUGGCAAUUUCUUUUAACUGUUUUCUAUAGUUAUUGAGAUACUGGGUUUAGUUUUUAAAACCAUGUUCUAAGUAGCUUACAGGAGCUGUUAUAGCUUUGACUCUAACUUGCAUUUGUCCUUUCAGUUCUAUUCUACCUCCUGUAUUUUCUACUGUAAUAAUGUAAUUUAAGGCCUUCCACAAUGACAUCCAUUUUACUCCUUGGGUUUUCUAUCUGUAUUUGAGUAGACAUGAUUAUGGUGAAUGAGAUUUAUGGCAGUUCUGUUUGCAAAUGAAACUGUAAGAAGCCUCUAAAGCCAGCAGGCUGUGGCUUGUGUGGUAACUCAGUGUGACAUGUCAGUCUGCACCAUGUGCGCCACAUAGUCCCGUUCAUUGGUGGUUGUCCUACUGCCCAAGGACUUUGUCACCUCUUCCCUACGCUUCCAGCAUAAAGCAUUGCAGCUGCUGGGUGAGGCAGCUGCCCCACUCCUGGGAGGGAGCUCAUUGUCCUCCUGGAGAGAAGCUGUUAUGGUGGCAGUGAAGGGUAGUGCUGGAGGGGUACGAUGAGUGGCAUCUCUGAACCUGCUGCCUGUCACAGGUGGUGGCCUGCACACCUCAUGGGUAGUACAGCCCAAGAGGGGUCUGGCUGCCUUAGAGCUGGGCAGCAGCUCCUGGGGAAGCCUUGCCAUGUCUCCCAUGGCAGUCCAAGCAAUACUGUUCCCCACACAGCCACCCAACAGCUUUCUCGAGCCAGCCAGGGGAGCAGCUUGCUUGAGCUGCUGUGUUAAUGCAUGAGUGCUGGAAGGUAAGGCAGACAAAACUCUGUCCCCUCCCCCUGAAGUUUAGAGAUUGUUUUAUGUUGGCACUUGACAUGUUAAACCAAACAGCUUAUCUGCUCCAUGAAACUUUGCAUUCUUAAUGGAAUUUCUCAGGACAGCUCAUAAUUAAAGAAAAAGAUUUGGUAAAAGAGUGAAGUCUAUACUGGUGUAAGCUAAUAAUGAGCAUUAACUGAAAUACUGGUAACCAGAGUACACCUAUUAUAAAUAAAAUAAAAUGAAAAAAUGAUCCCAAAGAUCAUUGAUAUUUCAUUCAGUACUACAGUAAUCUUCUUCCUUACUUUGUAACUUUUUUUUGGAAACAAAUAAAGGCCAUCCUUACACUUAUGUCAAGGGCUGCAGUUAUCUACACGUUUAAAGUGCGAAUGUCCCGAGAUUGUUAUUCUCUGAGGAAAUGCAGCCAGGUUCAUCAUUUUUCUUUAAAUAAGUUUUAUUCCAGCAGCUGGAUUAAACUGGAAUAUCCAAGAAGUCCUAAUAUAAAUCCACAAAAAAUAGCAUAAAUGUGCAUAAAAAAUAGCACCUUUGCGAAACAACUGUUCGCCAUAUAGCGCAAGUAGUUACACUUUUUUCCAUUUCUUUGCUGGAAAACCUCUCUCAGCCUCCUCACCUGCAGGAAACCGUGACCUUUUUUCCCAUUUCAGUGAGAAGAAGAAAGGAAGUUUCAGCGCUUCUCCAAGUGUAAUGCGCUUGGCAGGGUCGUACUCCAGCAUCUUCCCAGUCAGGUCAGACAGGUUCCUGUGCUCACCAUUGAUGCAGGUCAUAUAUUCCUUCAGGAAGAAAAUGUCAAAACGUGGGGCUUUUAAAAUUGCACCAAAAGCUCCUCUCCCCAAAAGAAUCUCCCUUUGUCUGGUUACUGGCAGUGGCUUAGAGAGCCUCGAGACACGCUGACCAGCACGAGUGUUUUCAUCCCAGUCCAGCUGGUUGCAAUUGAAAUAUACUCAGGUUCUCUUAAACAGACAGACCCCAGUUUGUUAUUCCAACAUUCUGGUUUAUCCCUUCACUAGAAGUUUACCGGAAUGUUAGUUCACAGCUUGAGAGUGGGCAGCUUGUUAAUAGAGCAAGAGGAGGAACCUGAGUUUAUGGAACUUUUUGUUAAACUGCUAUUAAACCAAAGCUCAAAAUACCUGUAUUUAUUAAUCUCCAGCAGUCUAGGUAUGGAAAAACAUCAUUACCUGCUGUUCUGUAUCAUGUGUCUUGAUAAAGGCCCCAGUACUCACUCCAUCAUUGCCAGGUGUUCUUUGCUGUUAUGGGUCUGGAGGGAAAUCAAGGUGGACAUUUUUGUUCAGUGUUAGAGGAAGUUGUCAAGGACCACCCACUAACCUUACUUUGGUUUUGACAGUACCCUGCACCCCAUAAUCAAUUUCAACUGAAGGAGAAAAGAGAGGCUGUAGGCAUGCGAUUCCUCCAAUAGGUUUCAGUGAUCUAGACAGAGGUUUUUUCCCUUGAACCCCUUAUUUUUUUUCUCCUUUCUUUAUAAAUUUCAGGUUUCAGCAAUACCUGACAAACUAGGUAUUGAGUAGUAUUUGUUAAUGGUGACAGAUGAAGCUGUGUCUUAACUAGUGUGGCUUGGAAAUUACAAAUAUUAACAGGGUGAUCCUUGAGUCAAGCUGCUGCCAAAAUGUUUACUGAAAGCAACUUGUAGGAAUCUUCUGCUGAGAAGUUCCUUUGUUCCUACAGCUUCUGUUCUCUUCUGCUUGGUCUAACAGAGAAAUGCAGUUUCAUUUCUGAAGCCAUUCCCCGCAGGCCCCACUUCCCUGUAGCGUAUUUUCACCCAGCUGAGCAGCAUUAUGCACACUGCAUCGUUUUGAGGUUCGUAGUUACCUACCGGAAAGAGUACAUUUCCAACGUAUUCCAUGAGAACACAACCUAUGCUCCAAAUGUCACAAGGCUGUGACCAUCCCAGUCCUGUAAAAAGAUGCAGAAGGUUCGUGUUUAUACCUCAUCACAGUAUACAGCACAGCGGCUCAAGCAGGACAAGUGCCACGUCUAAAGCACGGUUCCAUAAAUCUUAGGCUGAUCUUUCACCUAACAGGCUUCUACUGACCUAGAAUAACUUCUGGAGCUCGGAAAUCUCUUGUAGUCACCAAAGGGCUGUGGUACUCAUCAUCAUAUGUUGCAUUCCCAAAGUCUGCAACUUUGAUGUCUGGAAUUCUUAGUUGAUGUUCAUCCUGUGUCUGAAAUGAAACACAGUGGGAUGCAAGUGGCCAAACGAACCCAGCUUAGUGGCUGGGGGGAGGGAGAGGACAGCAAUUUACCAGUGUGGGGUUAUAAUCUGCUGUAUAGUCAGACUUCACAAAUAAAAUAUUUUCUGGUUU
Molecule: messenger RNA, 4660 nt
Organism: Strigops habroptila (Kakapo)
Lineage: Eukaryota; Metazoa; Chordata; Aves; Psittaciformes; Psittacidae
Gene: BZW1
Product: basic leucine zipper and W2 domains 1
Exons: 12
Coding region: 154-1413 (419 amino acids)
Cellular component (GO): cytoplasm; membrane
Molecular function (GO): protein binding
Source: RefSeq, a predicted model, not a curated record